AUGGCUAAGAUGUGGGAAUGCGACGCCUUCCUGGAAGAUGGGGACGAAGACUUCAGUUCUUACGUGGAAAGAUUCGGACACUACUGCACGGUAGCCAUAGCCAAGGUGGAAGGCGAGGCACUUAAGAAGUCGGCGUUCAUCACAGCCAUCGGAAAAAAAAUCCUACAAGACGCUAAAAGACCUUCUUCUACCUGCGAAACCGGAAGAGAAGACGUACGCAGAUUUGGUGAAGGGUUGCGGAACCCGGCCAUCCAAAAAGGACUGCUCAAGAAAAAAGAACUCACAUUCGACUUGGCGUGUGAUUUUGCAAAGAGUGUCGAGCUGGCCGAACGAGAAUCGCGGGGGUUUCAGCCGACCUCAGCGUCGGACCCUAACGUGCACGCUAUCAAGAAAGCCAGCGGACGUCCAGCUUCGGUAAGCGAAACGUCAAGCGCACCUAAGAAGAAAUGCACUCGAUGUGGCGAAGACCAUUACGCAGCUUUGUGCCGUUUCCGGAGGGCAAAGUGCUAUCAGUGCACGCGGUUCGGGCAUCUGGCGCGAGCAUGCCGAGCAAAGCAAUCGACUGAUGGAGCUGUUCACAACCUGAGUGAGCAAGAAGACAACAAUCCGGAACUGCAACUAUACAACGUGUAUCAUGUGAAUCCUGAAAAUCCGCCGUUUGAAGUGGAAGUCCGACUAGAAAAACAAGCGGUGAAGAUGCAAGUCGAUACCGGAGCGGCUGUCUCACUCAUAUCAGAAAACGCGUUCAAGCAGCUCGCAAAGCCUCCGCCCCUCAGAAAAUGCGCAGUGAGAGUCAGGACGUACGGGGCAGCACCACUCCAAGUUCAGGGACAAGCGGAAGUCUCGGUGGAUUUCAACGGGAAGUGCAAGGUACUUCCGAUCAUCGUGGCAACCGGAGGCGAACCAGCGUUAUUAGGAAGAGACUGA
Messenger RNA from Ixodes scapularis (black-legged tick), 927 nucleotides. RefSeq lists its product as uncharacterized. NCBI's taxonomy places the organism in Eukaryota, Metazoa, Arthropoda, Arachnida, Ixodida, Ixodidae. Gene Ontology annotation, biological process: proteolysis. The coding region runs from base 1 to 927 and encodes 308 amino acids. The transcript is spliced from 2 exons. The record is from RefSeq and is a predicted model, not a curated record. Gene Ontology annotation, molecular function: zinc ion binding; nucleic acid binding; aspartic-type endopeptidase activity.